Messenger RNA from Macadamia integrifolia, 1025 nucleotides. RefSeq names its product probable receptor-like protein kinase At1g49730. Gene Ontology annotation, biological process: protein phosphorylation. The record is from RefSeq and is a predicted model, not a curated record. Gene Ontology annotation, molecular function: protein kinase activity; ATP binding. NCBI's taxonomy places the organism in Eukaryota, Viridiplantae, Streptophyta, Magnoliopsida, Proteales, Proteaceae. Gene Ontology annotation, cellular component: plasma membrane. Bases 1 to 900 code for a protein of 299 amino acids. The transcript is spliced from 9 exons.
AUGGUGAAAGUAGCGGUUGUGAUUAGUUUUAAUCCUUCAUACAAUUUCUGGUUUAACUUGAUUGAUAUCAGCCAAUUACACUUUCUCAGGCACUUCUCAAACAAGAAUAUAAAGAGGGCUACAGCUGGUUUCAGAAUCGUUGCUAACCUUUCUAGUGGUCCAGUUUAUAGAGCGAAAUUUCAAGAUGGCCUCAUGGCCAUGGUAAAAGAAGUGAAAACUUUUCCUCAAGGAAAGGCUGCCUUUUAUAAGGAGGUGCAACUCUUGGGGCACUUGCAUCAUUGCCACCUUGUUGGACUCAGAGGGUUUUCCACAGGACGUGAGAGAUUUCUCGUGUUCGAAUACACCGAAAGGGGUAGCCUGAAGGAACAUCUUACUGACCCUCUUAAGACUCCCUUGACCUGGAAGACGAGGCUGCUGAUAGUCACUGGAGUUGCAGCUGCAUUGGAAUACUUGUAUUUCUUCUGUAACCCACCUAUCUAUCAUGUGUCCAUCAAUUCAAGUAAUGUUUUGCUGGACGAGAAUUUCAAUGCGAAGCUCUCUGAUGUUGGCCUUCUUGGCUCUCGUGGAAAUCACAUUGGCAAGUCUCAUCUGUUAUGUUCCAGAGAGUGCAUGGAUCAGGAAUGCAGAAACAUAAUCUUCCAGCUUGGAGUGCUAAUUCUUGAGCUAAUAACUGGUCAACCUUCAGAGGAGGAUGGUACUGACUUAUUAGUCCAGUGGGUCCAGGAUUCUAACUUUCUCAGAUCCAUGCAUAAGAUUGUAGACCCAGCCCUUGGAAAUACUUAUGAUUCUAUAGAGCUUAGAACUCUUCUAAUUGUAGCAAGAUUGUGUACCAAAACUGAUGGCAACCCAAAAUUUUCCAUGCAACAGAUACUUUGGUAUCUCCAAAGAAAGGCCGACUAGACAAUGGGACGACCUCUGCAAGAGGAGUCGACAGCGGAGUUGGGAGUGGAGAAUUUCGACAUACAGGACAGGUGGGGUGCAGCCGUAACCAUGGGUCAACACACUUUACAUGGAAGAGGUGCUCA